Molecule: messenger RNA, 9362 nt
Organism: Pungitius pungitius (ninespine stickleback)
Lineage: Eukaryota; Metazoa; Chordata; Actinopteri; Perciformes; Gasterosteidae
Product: kalirin-like
Exons: 57
Coding region: 300-7379 (2359 amino acids)
Biological process (GO): axon guidance; intracellular signal transduction
Cellular component (GO): postsynaptic density; cytoplasm; extrinsic component of membrane
Molecular function (GO): guanyl-nucleotide exchange factor activity; protein binding
Source: RefSeq, a predicted model, not a curated record
GCCUGCGUGCUACACACACACACACGCGCGCGCCCGCGCGCGCACACACCGAUACACCGACCGUCCGCUGCCCGGUCCGGCGGCAGGAUCAGAGAGAGAGAGGGACGCACAGCGGGGGACCUGACGGGGACGGGAUGUGAUGCCGCACGGGAUCACGGGAACCUACGAAGAGCGGAGCGGGGACGGUCUCGUCGCACCGGGAGGAGCGGAACACACCCGGUAGCCUGCACGGUUCCGGUCUGAUGUGAACCCGCAGCGCUGCACGGGGAGCGACGCCGCAUAACGGAGGAGGAGGGAGGAUGAAUUCGGUAGAUGGAGGAGGAGAAGCGGGCCCGGACGGCCAGGCGACGGCAGGUUCUGGGAAAGCGGAGUGCGUCCGAGCGGUCGACGUGCUGACGGUGCUCAGAGAGAAAGUGGCCUUCGUGUCGGGUGGGCGGGACAAACGUGGCGGACCGAUACUGACCUUCCCUGCCAGGACCAAUCAUGAUCGAAUAAAACAGGAAGACCUCAGCCGGUUGGUCACCUACCUGGCAACCAUACCCUGUGAGGACGUGCGAGCGCGUGGCUUCACGGUGGUGGUGGACAUGCGCGGCAGCAAGUGGGACAGUGUGAAGCCGGUUCUACGCACGCUGCAGGAGGCGUUUUCCUCCAACAUCCACACGGCGCUGCUCAUCAAACCCGACACGUUCUGGCAGAAACACAAGACCAACCUGGGCAGCGCCAAGCUCAGCUUCGAGACCAGCCUGGUGUCGGUGGAGGGUCUGUCCCGGCUCGUUGACCCCUCCCAGCUGACCUCUGACCUCGGCGGCUCGUUGGAGUACGACCACGUGGAGUGGACCGAGCUGCGUCUGGGCCUGGAGGAGUUCACCGGCGCCGCCACGCAGCUGCUGAGUCAGCUGGAGCAGCUGGAGGCCGGGCUGAACCGCAUCCCGGAGCCACAGGACGUGGACGAGGCGCGCAAACUUCUGGAGGAACACGGCCGGCUACGUAACACCAUCGCAACGGCACCCGUUGACUCCCUCGAGAGAGAGGGGAGGAGCUUGCUUCAGCGCAUGCGCCUAGGCCCCUCCCACAGCGACGCCUCCACCGAAGGAGGUGGCGGCGGUAGCAACGGCAGCUGGUUGUCGGGCGGGGCCGACUUCCAGAGCGUGGCGCCAAAGGUUUCGUCGCUGCUGGACCGCCUGCAAGGGGCCCGUGGUCACCUGCUGCAGAGCUGGAGCGACAGGAAGCUGCACCUGGACCAGGUGCUGCAGCUGCACCUGUUUGAGCAGGACGCCACCAAGAUGUCGGACUGGAUCGCUCACAGUCGGGACCUGUUCCUGCAGACCUUGGCUGCGGUGGGUCAGAACCACCAGCACGCCCUGGACCUCCAGACGCAACACCAGCACUUCACGGCCAACUGCAUGAAUGGCAGCGUGAACGUGGACAGCGUGGUCACCGUGGCAACCAGGCUGGCGGAGGCGGGCCACCACGGGGCGGAGCGCAUCGCUGGAGUGUCGCUGCGCCUGCAGGACGACUGGAGGGCGCUGACGGCAGCGCUGGAGGAGCGCAGCAACGCGCUCGCCAUGGCAACCAGCUUCCACCAGGGGGCCGAGCAGUUCCUGCUCAGAGUGGAGGGCUGGGUCCAGGUGUGCUCUGAGGGGGCGUUGCCCUCGGCAACAACCGAGCUGGAGGCCGCAACGAAGAAACACCAGGAGCUGAACGAGGAGAUCUCUGCUAACUACACGCAGGUUAGUGAGAGCGGUAAGGCCUUAAUGGACGUGCUCCAGCGUUGCCCAGCAACCGACUCCGACAACCCAACAACCAAGCCGGACCUCACCAAUGCAGUACAAGGCAUCAUGGGAGCUCUGCACCAGGUCAUGCAGGGUCACCAAGAGGUGGAGGGGGUGUGGCAGCACCGUAAACUCCGCCUCCAUCAGCGCCUGCAACUGUGUGUUUUUCAGCAAGAUGUCAGACAGGUGUUGGACUGGGUGGAGCAGCACGGGGAGGUUUUCCUCAACAAACACAGUGGCGUGGGGAAGUCUCUCCACCGAGCGCGAGCGCUGCAGAAACGCCACGACGACUUCCAGCAGGUCGCACAGAACACCUACACUAAUGCAGAGAAGCUUCUGGAAGCAGCCGAUCAGCUGGCUCAGUCUGGGGAGUGUGAGGAGGAGGAGAUCUACCAGGCAGCCAGAGACCUGGAGCUCCGCAUGCAGGCGUUCAUUCAGAGAGUUGAGCAGAGGAAGCUGCUGCUGGACCUCGCUGUGUCGUUCUACACACACACCAAGGAGCUCUCGGUGUGGAUGGAGGGCCUCCAGAAGCAGCUCUCCUCUGACCUCUGUGUUUGUCCCGACACCGUUGAAGCUCUUCAGGCUUUGAUCAGCCAGCAGCAGCAGCAGCAGGCGAAUACACAGGAAGCUGCAAUGAGUGUCAUCCGGGAAGGAGAAGACCUCAUCCUGCAACUCAGGCCUCAGGGCAGCUCGUUGGUCCACGUGGAGACGGUGCUGCAGCAGCUGGAGGAGUCCCACGUUCAGCUGGAGGAACUCUUCCACCAGAGGAAGAUCCGACUGGACGUCUACCUGCAGCUCCGCAUCCUGCAGCAGUGCACCCUGGAGGUAACGGGGGAAAUGGACGCCUGGAAGCAGGACCUUCACAAACAGUCCCAGGACUUCUCCACAGAGAAGCUAACGUCGUCGCGGCUCGCUGACGCUAACCAGGACAAGCUAGUGCUGGGCCAGGCGCGGCUAGCGGAAGCCGGCGCCGACAUGCUAACGCUAGCGCAGCAGCGCAUCCACAGACACAUGGAACGCAGGCUGGCCAUGAACAACAUGAUCUAUGAGGUCAUCCAGCAAGGUCAUGACCUUCAGCAGUACAUCGCCGAGGUUCAGGCCUCAGGUAUCGAGCUGUCGGAGGCGGAGGGCGGGCUCUCUGCCCAGGUGGAGGAGCUGCAGCACCUCCUGCAGGAGAAACAGAAGGAGCAGCAACAGAUCGCAGAUCAUACACACACACACCUGGAGCAGAACCUGCAGCUGAGACACCUGCAGAGCCAGGUGAAGCAGGUGCUGGGCUGGAUCUCAGAGGGGGAGGUCAUGCUGUCGUCUUGCAUGCUGAACUCCACCUGUCUGUCAGAAGCCGAGCAGCUGCAGAGGGAACAUGAGCGCCUCCAGCAGGCCAUCGAGGCUCUGCUCCACGCCGACUCCCUGCAGAGGACGCACCAGGUGGCCCUGGCGCUGCAGCAGAGGGCGGAGCUUCUGGUCAGGUCAGGUCACUACGACCCGGAUGCAGUGAGGUCCUGUGCCCAGACGGUGGCGCUGCACUGGCAGACUCUGAUGCUGAGGAUCGAGGACAGACUCAAGCUGGUCAACGCCUCUGCAGCCUUCUACAGGACGUCCCAGCAGGUGUGCGGCGUGCUGGAGAGCCUGGAGCAGGAGUACCGCAGGGAGGAGGACUGGUGCGGCGGUGGUGAGCGGCAGCCGGAGCUCCUCCUGCCGCUCGUCAGCAAGCACAUGGAGCAGAAGGAGGCGUUCCUCAAGGCCUGCACGCUGGCCCGGAGGAACGCCGAGGUCUUCCUCAAGUACAUCCACCGCAACAGCGUCACCAUGGCGAACAUCUCGGGCCACAGCGUGCCGGGGGUCGCCGAGGUCACGGGUCACUCCAGGGUGCCGGAGCAGCAGGUUAAAGGUAUCCUCAGCGAGCUGCUCCAGAGGGAGAACCGAGUCCUGCACUUCUGGACCCUGAAGAAGCGUCGGCUGGACCAAUGCCAGCAGUACCUGAUGUUCCAGAACCACGGACAACAGGCUCUGGAUUGGCUGCAGCAGUCAGGUGACCGCUACCUGGCCACGCACACGUCGCCGGGGGCGACGGCGGCGGAGACGCAAGAACUGCUGAACCAACACAGAGAGUUCUGUGUGUCCGCCAAGCACACCCAGGAGAAGGUCCACCUCCUCAUCCAAUUGGCUGAGAGCAUGCUGGCGAAAGGCCACGCCCACCGAGCCGAGCUCCGCCGCUGCGUCUCCGCGGUGGACAAACGGUACCGCGACUUCACCGCGAGGAUGACUCAGUACCGCCACCUGCUGGAGGGGGCGCUGGGAGGCUGCUCCCAGGACAAUAAGGACUUGGAGUUGGAGCUGAUCCCCAACAGUCUGUCAGACUCGGACCCCGAGGUCAACCUCGCUGACCCGAGUCACCAGGUCAGCGACGAGAAGCGGCGCUCCGCCCGCAAGAAAGAGUACAUCAUGGCCGAGCUGCUCCAGACCGAGAGGGUCUACGUCAGAGACCUGCAGGAGUGCAUUGAGACGUACAUGUGGGAGAUGACAAGUGGCUCCGAGGACAUCCCACCUGGUCUCAGGACCAAGGACGACAUCGUGUUCGGUAACAUCCAGGACAUCUACGAGUUCCACAACAGUAUUUUCCUGAAGGAGUUAGAAAACUACGAACAGCUCCCUGAAGACGUGGGACACUGCUUCGUUACCUGGGCGGAUAAGUUCCACAUGUACGUCACGUACUGCAGAAACAAACCUGACUCCAGCCUCCUGAUCCAGCAGCACGGCGUCGGCUUCUUUGAGGAGGUCCAGAGGAGACACGGACUCACCAACUCCGUCUCCUCGGCUCUGAUCAAACCCGUCCAGAGGAUCACCAAGUACCAGCUGCUGCUCAAGGAGCUGUUGGCCUGCUGCGAGGAGGGAAAAGGAGAAAUCAAAGAAGGGCUGGACGUGAUGCUCAGUGUCCCGAAGAGAGCCAACGACGCUAUGCAUGUUAGCAUGCUGGAAGGUCUGGAGGAGGGUCUGGAGGUGCAGGGUGAGCUCCUCCUCCAGGACUCCUUCUUGGUUUGGGAGCCCAAGUCCCUGAUCAGGAAGGGGCGGGACCGGCACCUCUUCCUGUUCGAGCUGUCACUCAUCUUCAGCAAGGAGAUCAAGGACUCGUCUGGGCGAGCCAAAUAUCUCUACAAGAGCAGACUGAGGACCUCGGAGCUCGGGGUGACGGAGCACAUCGAGGGGGACCCCUGUAAGUUCGCUCUGUGGGUUGGACGGACGCCGACGUCCGACAACAAGACCGUGUUGAAGGCGGCCUCGCUGGAGCUGAAGCAGGAAUGGGUCCGCAGCAUCCGACAGGUGAUCCAGGAGAGGCGGGGCCACUUGCGCGGGGCUCUGAGGGAGCCCAUCCCCCUCCCCAAGACCCCCAACCCCACCCUGGGGCGCCAGCGCAGCAUCAGCCGCAGGUCAGACACACGGGAGACCAGCGAGGACGCAGACAGCCUGGGAGACGCCAGCAGUCAGCCGGACACCGUCUCCAUCGCCUCCAGGACGUCCCAGAACACCGCAGACAGCGACAAGCUGUCGGGGGGGUGCGAGUUAGUGGUGGUUCUGUUGGACUUUGCCGCCGGUGGACCGGGAGAGCUUGGCGUCCGCUGCGGUCAGACGGUGGAGCUGGUGGAGCGCUCAGCCGAACGGCCCGGGUGGUGUCUGGCCAGGACGACGGAUCAAACCACCCAGCAGGAGGGUUUACUGCCCAUGAGCGCCCUCUGUCUGUCACACUCCCACAGUGCAGCCGACAUGGAGGGCCUCAUCCCGCCCUCCACCACCACCUCCUCCUCCUCCUCUUCUUCUACGAGCACCACCACCUCCUCCUUCAACUCCUCCUCCACCAUCACCACCAACUCCUUUUCCAACUCCUCAACUAAUGCAGUGAGGGAUUCCAGCCUGUUCGUAUCCGACGGACUCCAGACGUCCGGCCAAAGUGCCGCCUGCCCUGCGGCCUUCGGAGUGGGCGGAGCUCCGGCUGGCGCCGCCGGCUCGCCGGGUCCCAAACGCAGCGGCUCCGGAACCGGGAACACGCUGAAGCGCUGGCUGACCAGUCCCGUCCGGCGGCUGAGUCAGGGCAAGGCCGAUGGACAGAAGAAACCUCCAAUCAGAGCCAGGAGGCGGGACAACAGGGCGGAGCUGACCACGCCCCUCACCGGCAACUUGCAGACGAAGGCGAGGAAGGAGGAGGCGGGGCAAAGUGGAGGGGAGGAGGAGCCAGAGGAGGAAAACCACACCCCUUUGCCUCCACCCAUGCAGAUCAUCAAAGACCCAAACAACCCCGAGGCUCUGGACUCGGAUCAAGGCUCCAACGAGUCGGACACGGAGACGAGGGACAAAGCUCUGCGAGGACGAAUGUUCGUGGUGAACGAGAUGAUCCAGUCGGAGAAGGACUACGUGAAGGACCUGGCCGUGAUCGUGGAGGGCUUCAUGUCCAGGCUGGAGGUCCGAGGGAUCCCGGAGGACAUGAGAGGAAAAGACAAGAUGGUCUUUGGAAACAUCCAGCAGAUCUACGACUGGCACCGCGACUUCUUCCUGGUGGAGCUGGAGAGAUGUUCUCAGAACCACGAGCUGCUGGCCGACCUCUUCAUCAGACACGAGCGCCGCCUCCACAUGUACGUCGUCUACUGUCAGAACAAACCGAGGUCAGAGGUCAUCGUCAUCGAGUAUGACAACUUCUUUGAGGACAUCCAGCAUGAGAUCAGCUGCAGGAUGUCGAUCAGUGAUUAUCUGAUCAAACCCAUCCAGAGAAUCACCAAGUACCAGCUGCUGCUGAAGGAUUUCCUCAAGUAUUCGUCCAAAGCAGGACUCGACUGUGACGAGCUGGAGAAAGCGGUGAAGCUGAUGUCGUUGGUGCCGAAGCGUUGUAACGACAUGAUGAACUUGGGUCGCCUUCAGGGCUACGAGGGCAAGCUGACGUCUCAGGGCAAGCUGCUGCAGCAGGAGACCUUCUGCGUGGGCGAGCAGGACGGCGGCGUUCUGUCUCGCAGCAAAGAGCGCCGAGUCUUCCUCUUCGAGCAGAUCGUCAUCUUCAGCGAGCUGCUGCGCAAAGGCUCCAACAACCCGGGCUACCAGUUCAAGAACAGCAUCAAGGUGAGCUACCUGGCGAUGCAGGACGGCGUGGACGGGGAACCCUGCAAGUUCGUCCUGUGGUCUCGGGGCUCGGCCGAGCGCUUCACGCUGCAGGCGCCGUCCGCCAGCGUCAAGGACACCUGGGUGGAGACCAUCGGCUCCCUGCUGGACGCGCAGAACAACUUCCUGUCAGCGCUUCAGUCCCCCAUCGAGUACCAGAGGAAGGAGGGCGGGAUCUCGGUGACGCGGCCUCUGUCAGCGGGGCUGCCGCCCCUGGCCCCGCCCACGGCCAAUGGCCACGCCCCCCCACCACCUCCGGACGGCGAGCAGGAAGACCAGGAGCUGGUUCUGGUGCAGCAGGACUUCGUGGCGGUCCGGGAGGACGAGAUCUCCGUGUUCUGCGGCGAGAAGGUUCAGAUCCUGGCGUCCAAUCAGCAGGGCCAGAGUCUGGUGUACCGGCCGGCCAACAGCGACUCGCCGGCCGCCGAGGGCUGGGUGGCCCGCGGGGCGCUGGGGACGCACUGACGCACCGCGGCAGGGCCGGUCGCAGGGCAUGCUGGGAAAUACUGUUAUGGCGGCGAGAGGUGGGGCCUCAAGGUGGAGAUAACUUAAGCGGCGUGACAUCAUCCUCGCUGUUUACUCAGAAAGUUCAGACCAAAUUGUGAAAGUUAGAAAUUGAAAACAACAACUAAUAAUUAAACUUUGCAAUGAGCAGCAGGGACUUUGUGCUCCUCCCACCGAGUGCUUCAACAACCAAGUACACCUCCGUCCUCAUCCAAUCAGACGUCCAGUUCACUGCCCCGCCCCCCGACAGCAAAUCAAUGACGUCACAAAUUGUCUCCAAUGUGAUGUCAUUGGGAGGAAGGCCAUGUGACCGCGUUAUCAUCGCCGACGACAACAAACUGUGAUUCCAGGAAACAAGACAAUAUAAAAAAUAUAAAUACAUGAAAGAAGAAUUAAAGCCUCCUGGUAGAAAAGGUGACAAAGUCCCGUCAGCCAAUCAGAAGGGAGCUCUCUGCUGUUAAUAGUGUGUAUAAACAGACUGAGGACACACACACACACACACUCCACACACACUGCUAUGGUGAUGAAGAUUAUCUAUGUUGAUUAUGAUAAUUAAGAAUAAUAGAAGCUGUUUUUCAAAUCAAAUCGAAAAAAGACAAAUGUUUGUCAUAUUGUUUCUAUGUGUGUGUGUGUGAGAAAGAAUGUGUGCGUGUGUUAGUGGCGACGUUGUGUGCGUGUUUUUCCACUGGACAAGUGGUGUCCCGGUGUAGCGUUGCCAUGACAACCCGCUGUGUUUGCAGCGACACCAGUUUGUUUUGUCUCUUUAGCUAACCAGAGCUGCCGCCUUCCCUCGCUCCCUUCCCUUGCUCCCUUCCCUCGCUCCCUUCCCUUGCCCCCCUGCUCUGGUUAGUUUGGGUAUUAUGCAUUCUUUGUUCCUGUACAUAGACCAGACCUCCGACUGCAACACAAAAACAGUUUCUACACAAUGCUCUCUACCCGUCUCCCUCUCUCUCUCUACCCGUCUCCCUCUCUCUACCCGUCUCUCUCUCUCUACCCGUCUCUCUCUCUCUCUACCCGUCUGUCUGUCUCUGUCUAACUCUGGGCUUCUCCGGUGCCAUUCUGGGACAACACCCCGGUCCUUAAGGAGCCUUGCGGCCCGUCGAGUGCACUAGGGAGGGCUGUAGGUGGGAAGUGGUGCACUAUGAAGGUGCAUGGAGCCAAUGAAAGGAGCUUUAGGCAGAAUGCUGCCUUCAAGGGCAGCCGGCAGUGGUGGUGUUUUUGAGAAUCCGAGCUGCGUUCAAAGACAACAAACACUGGUUGUUGUGCGUCUCAGCGGGUUAGAAUGAGGAGAUGUUUGAUUAAUAUAUGUUAUUAUUUUGUGGGAAGUUAAGGCAGGAGAAACCAUCUCUCCAACCAGGAGGAGAAUCUCAACUGCAGAAAUCCUUCCAAUCUGUCCACUCCCUGAAACACUUUUAUUCUAUAUAAUACUUGUAAAUCAUGUAAAACAGCAAAAGAAAAAAAGCAUGAAUUGCCAAUUUAUUUACAAGCAAAAAGAGAAAGUCCAGACUUUAACCUGCUGAGAUGAAACAACGUGGUGAACAAAGUAAAUGUCAUUAAACACAUUUCUGCGUAACGUUUAUUCUAGUGUGUGCUGCUCUUAUCUAUCAAUGAGGCGAAUGACGCUACCUUUGUUUCCUCUUCCAGAAACGUCAGUGUUGUGAUUGAGAAUGAAACAACAGCAAAGGAAAGUUACUUCCACGGGGUCCAAUGUGUUUAAGGUCACAACGAGGGAACUUGGAGUGCACAAGAACCGGGUGGAAGGUGGUGCACUGCCAGGACACAGCUAGUGGUGUAAAGAGGAAAGGAGUGCAUUAUGAAGAGUUCAAGGAAGGUCGUGCACUAAGGAGGGUGUAGGGAGCAAGGUAGUGCACUAAGGAGGGUGUAGGGAGCAAGGUAGUGCACUAAGGAGGGUGUAGGGAUUAAGGUAGUGCACUAAGGAGGGUG